UCUCUCUCUAUCUCUCUCUAUCUCUAUAUAUACACACACACACACUCUCACUCCGCCAACCAACUCCAAUUGACAAAAACAAAAUAAAUAAUGGAUCCCCUGUCGUCGACGGCGUCGGCGGUGCUGAACGAGACGUUCUCCGGCGCCGGUGACGAUGUUUCCGGGAUGGCGAUGCUGAUGUGGGGGCGGAUUAGAGGGUUCCGGCUGCCGCCGGUGGUGCCACUCCUCAUGGACAUUGCCGUCUACCUCUGCCUAAUCAUGUCCACAAUGCUGUUCGUGGAGAGGGUUUACAUGGGGGUGGUGAUGUUCUUCGUCAAGCUCCUCCGCCGCACGCCGGAGAAACGCUUCAAAUGGGCGCCGUUGGAGGCCGACGCCGAGCUCGGAAAUGGAGUUUAUCCGAUGAUUCUCGUACAGAUCCCAAUGUACAAUGAAAGAGAGGUUUAUAAGCUUUCAAUCGGCGCAGCAUGUGCACUAUCUUGGCCUUCCGACCGAAUCAUAAUCCAAGUUCUUGAUGACUCAACAGACCCAAUUAUUAAGAAUUUGGUGGAAACGGAAUGUCAAAAGUGGGCAAGUAAUGGAGUGGACAUAAAAUAUGAGAUUCGUGACAACAGGAAUGGGUAUAAAGCAGGGGCAUUAAAGGAAGGCAUGAAACGUUAUUAUGUGAAGCAGUGUGACUACGUUGUUAUCUUCGACGCUGAUUUUCAACCCGAACCCGAUUACCUCAUGCGCACCAUCCCUUUCUUGGUCCACAAUCCCAAGAUUGCCCUUGUCCAAGCUCGUUGGAAAUUCGUGAAUGCGGACGAGUGCUUGAUGACAAGGAUGCAGGAAAUGUCUUUGGAUUAUCAUUUUACUGUGGAGCAAGAAGUUGGGUCUUCCACAUAUGCAUUUUUUGGCUUUAAUGGCACGGCAGGUGUAUGGAGAAUUGCUGCAAUUGAUGAGGCUGGUGGAUGGAAUCAUCGUACAACUGUUGAGGAUAUGGACUUAGCUGUUCGAGCUAGUCUUCGAGGCUGGAAAUUCUUGUAUAUUGGUACUCUCACGGUGAAAAAUGAAUUACCAAGUACGUUCAAGGCCUUCCGCUAUCAACAACAUAGAUGGUCAUGUGGUCCAGCCAAUCUUUUUAGAAAAAUGUUUAUGGAGAUCGUAAGAAAUAAGAAUGUUAAUGCUUGGAAGAAGGUUCACGUAAUAUACAGCUUCUUCUUCGUUAGGAAGGUGAUAGCCCACAUUGUCACAUUCGUCUUUUACUGCGUAGUACUACCCACAGCUUGUCUGGUGCCUGACGUUGAUGUUCCAAAAUGGGGUGCAGUUUAUAUUCCCGUUGUCAUCACUAUCCUCAAUAGUGUCGGCACUCCGAGGUCAUUUCACUUGUUGUCGUUCUGGCUGCUGUUUGAGAAUGUUAUGGCACUACAUCGGACAAAGGGAACCUUAAUAGGAUUGAUGGAGGUGGGUAGGGUGAACGAGUGGAUUGUGACAGAGAAAUUAGGCGAUGCUUUCAAAUUAAAAUCGGCUGCACAAGCCAUUAAAACACCACGUUUCAAGAUUGCAGAAAGAGUGCUUGUUUUAGAGCUAUGUUUUGGGGCAUAUCUCUUGUUUUGCGGCUGCUAUGACCUUAUAUUUGGGAAGCAAUUGUAUUAUUGGUACAUCAUACUUCAAGCCAUCGCAUUCUUUAUAAUCGGAUUCGGAUAUGUGGGCACCAUUGUUCCCUCCUAGCUCCUAGCUCCUAGCUCCUAGCUCCAACCAAACACGCCCUUAGGCCACUCCUUGUUGGUUUCCAAAAACAAUUUGGGUGCUUGCAUGCAUGCAUGGUGGAUUCUUUAUGGCUCAAAUGGAUUCAUUCAAUUGUGUAGAGAUUUGAAUUCAAGAUUAAAGGGAAUAUAGAGAGGGAAAUUCAAGGAAAGAUGGAAUGUGUUCUUUUGAGAAGGGAAAAGCAAAAAGGAAAGUGGAUGGAGAAAUAGGACUCUCUUAGCUUGCUUCCAUGGCACAUAGUUUGUGUAGUGAUAGUAACUUAAAUGCAUCUCUUUCAUUUGCCUUUUCCUUCUCUUUUGUAUUCCAAUAAAAUUGUGUAAAAUAUUGUUGCUUAGCUCAUUCAUAUUGUUUAAUAGACUCAAUAAUGAAAUCAAGUAUAGUCGAGAUAGAAUUUAUUGUCAA
This is a messenger RNA of Ipomoea nil (Japanese morning glory), 2145 nucleotides long. Its product is annotated as glucomannan 4-beta-mannosyltransferase 9-like. The record is from RefSeq and is a predicted model, not a curated record. Gene Ontology annotation, molecular function: mannan synthase activity. The transcript is spliced from 9 exons. Gene Ontology annotation, cellular component: Golgi apparatus. Bases 91 to 1707 code for a protein of 538 amino acids. NCBI's taxonomy places the organism in Eukaryota, Viridiplantae, Streptophyta, Magnoliopsida, Solanales, Convolvulaceae.